Motacilla alba alba is the source of this 1323-nucleotide messenger RNA. Its product is annotated as macrophage mannose receptor 1-like. The record is from RefSeq and is a predicted model, not a curated record. The transcript is spliced from 8 exons. The annotation marks the transcript as partial. Lineage: Eukaryota; Metazoa; Chordata; Aves; Passeriformes; Motacillidae.
GUGGCGCUGUCGCCGCGGGUGGCGCUGGUGGCGCUGGUGGCGCUGGUGGCGCUGGCGGUGGCGCUGGUGGCGCUGGGGACGCUCGGCGCGCGGCGCGUCUCAGCCCUGGAGGCCGCCCUGGAGGCCGAGAAGGCGAAGCAGCCGCCACCAGCGGCCGGCUGUCCCCUCCCCCCCGCCGACGAGGACCCCUACGAGCCCCUGGACCCCUCCCCCCCCGCGGGGCCGCCCCCCAAGGCGCGCCCCUCCCCCCCCUCGGGGCUGUCACCGCGGUUGUCGCCGCGGUUGUCGCCGGGGGUGGCGCUGUCGCCGCGGGUGGCGCUGGUGGCGCUGGUGGCGCUGGUGGCGCUGGCGGUGGCGCUGGUGGCGCUGGGGACGCUCGGCGCGCGGCGCGUCUCAGCCCUGGAGGCCGCCCUGGAGGCCGAGAAGGCGAAGCAGCCGCCACCAGCGGCCGCUUCCGGCACCUUCCUGCUCUACAACCAGCAGCACUCGGGCUGCGUGGUGGCCGCGGGCCCGUGGCUGUCGCUGGCCCACUGCGCGCCGUCGUCGCCCUCGCAGCUCUUCCAGUGGCUGCCCGGGGGGCUGCUGCGGCACGCGGCCAGCGGGGCGUGCGCGGCGGCGGCGGCCGAGGCCCCGGCGGCGCUGGUGGGGCUGCGGCCGUGCCGGGAGGCGUCGAGGCUGCAGCGCUGGGGCUGCGGCCGCGGGGCCCUGCUGGGCCUGGCCGGCACCGGGCUGCACUUCAACUUCGGCCACGAGCGGCACAACCGCGUCCUGCUGCACGCCGGCGCCGGCAACUGGAGCCGCUGGCUGGCGCACGGCUCCGGCCGCGACGUCUGCUCCAAGGCCUAUUUCCUGCCGUGCCGGCGGGGCUGGGUUUUCCUCGGCAAUUCCUGUUAUUUCUUCUCCUCCUUCGCCGCCUCCUGGGAGAAUUCCAGAACUUUCUGCUGGGCCCUGGGCACGCAGCUGCUCGAGGUCGACGACGCCGAGGAGAAGCGGCUGCUCCAGGCCCAGCUCCGGGGCCCGGCCUGGCUCGGGAUCCGCGGGCGCGAGGGCGCCUGGAGCCGCGGGGACGGCGCCGCGCUGGGCCCGCACAACAGCUGGUGGCGCCGGGACGAGCCCAACGGGGGCACGCAGGAGAACUGCGCGGCCGUGGGGCCCGACGGGCUCUGGGCCGAUUACGCCUGCGAGACCCCCCUGAGCUGGGUGUGCGAGGGACCCCCCUGACCCUAAAAUCCUGGGAAUCCGCCCCAAAACCCGGGAAUCCGCCCCAAAACCCCGGGAAUCUACCCCAAAACCCCAGGAAUUCACCCCAAAACCCCGGGAAUC